AUGGAGGAGCAACAUCGACAACUCCGAUUAUUUUUAACUAAGUUUGCUGGUUCAGUACUGGGAAAGGCAGAUAGCGAGCUUAACAUUAAGUGCUUUAGAAAAAGACAAAUAGUGAGCAUAACAGACAACUACAACACUAUUCCGGGAAAAGGAGGUUUCUCCAUAGUGUACAAAGGGAGACUGGACGACGGCCGUCCAGUUGCAGUCAAAAAGUAUAUCUUUACGGCAAACAAGAAGGAGUUCACAAAAGAAGUAAUUAUACAAUCUCAAUUCAGCCACAAAAAUAUUGUCAGAUUGUUGGGUUGCUGCAUAGAAGCAGAUGCUCCAAUGUUAGUAACUGAGUUUGUCCCUAAUGGAAAUCUUUCUGACCUUCUGCACGGCAAGAAUACAAGCCAACAAAUACCCCUAUCCCUGAACAGACGCUUAAAGAUAGCCACAGAAGUAGCAGAAGCACUUGUUUACAUGCACACCUCUCAGAGUCAUCCGAUCCUUCAUGGUGACAUUAAACCAGAGAACAUACUUCUUGAUAACAAGUAUAUGCCGAAACUCUCUGACUUUGGAAUAUCAAGGUUGCUUUCCAUGGGUUCAGAUGAAUACACAGGAUAUGUUAUUGGAAGUAUGGGCUACAUAGACCCCAUGUUUUGUCAAACUGGGUGCCUAACAACAAAAAGUGAUGUCUAUAGUUUUGGCGUUGUUCUUCUAGAGCUCAUCACAAGAAAAAAGGCUAUUGAUAAUAACAAAAAUUUCCUUGCAAAAUCUUUUGGUCAUGCUAAAACUCAUGAUUCUUUUGACAAAGAGAUUGCUUCUAGUGAGAAUAUCAAGGUUCUUGAUGGAAUUGUUAAGCUUGCACUCGAGUGUUUAAAGUUCGAGUUAGAAGAAAGGCCAAAGAUGAAAGAUGUCUCUAAAUGUCUUCGGAAGCUUCAAAGAGAGCAAGAUGAAAAACUCAUGAUGAUAAGGUUGAAGUCUUUCUUGAAAGAAUCUGGCUUUACAAGAUUCAUCACUGAUGAGCAAAUAUAUAAGGUGACGAGCUACUUCAAGAAUAUUCCAACUGAAUGUUUUAUGGGAAAGUUGUACAAAGGAGACAUGAACGGAAUGCCAUUUGUUGCAAUAAAGAUGUCAUUUGAAGUUCACGAUGAAUCAAUGGAGGAAUUUUCCCGUCAGAUGGUACUGCAGUCAAAAAUUGACCAUGAGAAUGUCAUUAGGUUUCAGGGCUGCUGGUUAGAUCAUCGCAUUACCCAUGGAGAUGUCAGAACUUCGAACAUACUUGUGGGAGAUAUUCCCCAGGGCAUUUUUUUGAAGAAUGUCCCAAUAAAAAUUUCAAGCAUUGGAGCUUCUGUUUAUUUUUCUAUGAAAAAGUCUGCACAGGAAAGAUUUGAAACAGAGGAGAACAAUGGUUAUAUGGAUCCCAAAUUUCCUGAAAGUGGAGUAUUGACUAAGGAGGCGGACAUUUACAGUAUGGGAGUUGUUCUACUGGAACUCUUCACAUGGAAAAAGGUACCUAAUAAUCAUAUUAGAAAUUGUGGGUUAGAGAAGCUCUUGGAUGUGAAAUUUUGUCGCCAUCUUAAAAAUCUUGCAAAGGUGAUAUCUGAGUGCUUAAAUGAAGAUGCAGAAAAGAGGCCAACUCUAAAGAGUGCGAUCAGGUUGUUCAAGUGUGAUGUGGAGGCGAUCCAAUAUGAUCGCCUAGAUGCCAAUUUCUGCGGCAACAGUUGUGCAGCAAGAAUUAGUCAAUGA
Molecule: messenger RNA, 1731 nt
Organism: Miscanthus lutarioriparius
Lineage: Eukaryota; Viridiplantae; Streptophyta; Magnoliopsida; Poales; Poaceae
Source: the annotation of a GenBank genome assembly